GGCCCGGCGUUCCCUUGGUCAGGGCGCUCCCCGCGGGCCGGGGUCGCCGCCAGCCCCGGCAGUGCGGGGCUGCCGAGUGGCGGCUGCGGCGCUGUGCGGGGCGCGGCGGGCGGGAGGCGUGGUGGCGGAUGAGCUGGGAAAAGCCACCGCCGGGGGACAUGCAGCGCCUCAGGGAGCUGCUGGACGGAGCGGCGGACCCCAGCCCCGUCAACUCCUACGGCAGGACCCCCAUGCAGGUGAUGAUGCUGGGCAGCCCGCGGGUGGCCGAGCUGCUGCUGCGGCGCGGAGCCGACCCCAAUCGCCCCGACCCGCGCACCGGCUGCCUCCCGGUUCACGACGCGGCCCGCGCCGGUUUUCUGGAGACCCUGGCUGUGCUGCACCGGGCCGGGGCGCGCAUCCACCUACCCGACGGCCGCGGCCGCCUGCCCCUCGACGUGGCGGCGGGGGGCCCGCACGGAGCGGUGGGGCGAUACCUGCGCGACCCGUGGCUCCACACCUAACCUCUCCCCGGGCGUCCCUUCCCCACAGUUACUGCGUGCGCCCGACUCGGAAGACACCAAGUCGCACAGUAAUCAUGCGAUGCUGUGGAAUAAUCCCAGAUCUUAUUUCCCUGUUGGCAUGCACAAAGGGAAAUAUUCUUUGCUCAUGCCCGGAUAUUAUCCUGCACUGGAAAUGCUAUGGCCCUCCGCAUGUACUCUCUUUCACACAAGACUCCAAACACUGAAGAGAAAUAUGAAAUAUGAAGUAUGAAAUAUGAAAUAAGAAAAUACUAAAUGUGAAAAUAUUAAAUAGCAAAUACUGAAUAUUAAAUAUGAAGGAAAAUCCCCACACACAGAUAUGGUACUAUAAACCCUUCCUUUGUUUUGAUAGGGCUGAGUCUGGACUUUCUCUUCCACAGGGGCUCCCCACUCACACUUGCUAGCCCUCCAUCUGAAGAACAUGGGAGAGGCUUCAGUGUUGCCAUGUCCCGACAGCUCCCUGUUUGAUUUUGGUUAACCUGAACUGAAGGGGUGCUGAAGCCUCUCUCUGGCAAAACCGGCUGGACAGAAGGAUCAGUGCUUCCUGGUGUGAUUGCAGCUUUGGUAAAUACCUCCUUAAACAGAUCCUGUGCAUGUCAGUACACAUAUCCACAGCGCAUCCUUGGCUCUCCUUGUGUAGGCUGCAAGCAUGGGACCUGGGAAGGAGAAAAUAGAGAUCUGUGUCUCUGCAAGCAAAGUCCCAAGUUGAAGUACUCAUUUUAACAACUUGCAAGUGACCUCACGUGUGUUAUAGUGCUGCUAAAAAAUCAUGUGAUUGUAAAACCAAGACAGCCAUAAAGAAAAAAUUAAAAGUCAUACAUCUGAGCUCAACCCCAGUGCUUCCCAAGAUGCUCAGAGGUGACACAUUCAGUAAAGAAACAAGCAAACCUUUGAAACAGUUCUUCUGCUGGUGGAGGAACAAGAAGAAGGGCUGUGUAUUGAUUAUGUGAGAGUCGAUGCAUGUUCCGCUGGCUGCUUCGGGGAGUUGGAUGUGAGCACCCCAGGAAAAAGGUACAUUGGCAGCCCAGCCUCUGCCGAGGGGAAAGGAGGCAGUGAGUCCCAAGCCCCCAGAGAACAGUGAGCUAGGCAGUGAAGCAGGUGGCAGGGACGGUGCUCCCAGCCAGCGUGGGACCCUGCCUCUCUCCCUGGAACCCAAGAGGGUUUGUGCUCACUGCACCUUAGGGGCAGUGAAAGGGAAGGCAGGUGAGGCAGUGACAAAGCUCAGGUCUUGUACCCUAGUGGUAAUCCUGGGCACGUUUGCAGAGCUACCUGUAGAAAAUGUGAAAAAGAUUUAUCUUGGUUUUGCAUUCCUACUGAUUAUCCAACCCCUAGGUAUCUCAUAUAUAAACAUGAAAAAUAAUGUAUAUACCUUUUUUUUUAAUGUGUUGGAAUAUCUUAUUUAUUAUAAUGUAAUUUCAUACAAUGUAUGCUUUAUAAUUACUUUGUAUCUGUUAU
Poecile atricapillus (Black-capped chickadee) is the source of this 1973-nucleotide messenger RNA. Its product is annotated as cyclin-dependent kinase 4 inhibitor B-like. Gene Ontology annotation, biological process: regulation of cyclin-dependent protein serine/threonine kinase activity; negative regulation of cell population proliferation. The transcript is spliced from 2 exons. The record is from RefSeq and is a predicted model, not a curated record. Bases 129 to 500 code for a protein of 123 amino acids. Gene Ontology annotation, cellular component: nucleus. Gene Ontology annotation, molecular function: cyclin-dependent protein serine/threonine kinase inhibitor activity; protein kinase binding. Lineage: Eukaryota; Metazoa; Chordata; Aves; Passeriformes; Paridae.